CAGAACUGGCCAUACUGAAUAUGAACGUUUUGCGACUGUUCGUCUGUGGUAGCCGUGUGAUGGAUUUGCGACAGACUUCAGAGUCGAACGGCACAGAUUUAAACUAAACGCUGCAGCUUCAUAGGCUCACUUUAAAAGUGUCUUGGUUGCCUGCUGUGGCUCUCCUGUGACUCUAAUCUAUAAUGGCGUCAUCUGCUGUUACUAACACGACAGCGGGAGCCUUUUUAAAAACUCCCGCUCGGGUUUAAGAAGACACGCAGCGUCAGUUUUACGACAGAGAGGCGCAGACACGGAUAUUAUUCGGGAGGAGAAUAUUACAAUGAAACACACCAGGGCGAUUUAUAAGAUUAUUAACGGCAGAACCUGAAAAAAAGCACACACACAUUUGUUUGUUUGUAUGUGUCCAAUUAAGCGCCACUUUAGCUGUCGGGUGGCUGCUGCUGCACCGUGGACAGCAGUACCAGCAACAACCAGGCCUGAUAGGCUGAGCCCAUCAGCCAUGGAGAGGUGCCGCAGUCCCAACGGCACUGUGGGGACGUUAACGUGGUAAUAAAAGGAGAUUCACUGAUCCCAGUAAAGGGUCACAGGCCUCCCGUGUUGUAUUGAAGCCCAGCAGGAGGAAGUGUGUUUCGGGUUCUUGUGGUGUCUCUGCAGUGUAAGUUACAGUCAUGGUGAACCAGGUUCAGCGAGGGGAUGGCACCUGCCAGUGCAAGAGCGACUCCAGCGGGGCCAGCAACAGUGGCGGGGACAGCUCCAAGGAGAGCUCCCGGUGCUCCACGCCGGUGCUGGAUGCGUACCGGUCGGACAGAUUGCGGGACAAGAUGCGCAGAAGGAUGGAGUCCGGAGACCGCUGGUUCUCGUUGGAGUUCUUCCCUCCACGCACAGCCAGUGGGGCUGUUAACCUCAUAUCACGGUUUGACCGUAUGGGCUCUGGUGGGCCCCUGUUCAUCGACAUUACCUGGCACCCAGCAGGCGACCCGGGUUCAGACAAGGAAACUUCAUCCAUGAUGAUUGCUAGCACAGCUGUCAACUAUUGUGGCCUGGAGAGCAUCCUCCACCUAACCUGCUGCAAUCAAAGCAAAGAGAAAAUCACUGGCUACUUGGCAAAAGCAAAGCACCUGGGCCUGAAGAAUAUCAUGGCACUAAGAGGAGACCCAAUAGGAGAAGAUUGGGAGGAAGAGGAGGAUGGUUUCAACUAUGCCAUCGACCUUGUCAAACAUAUCCGCUCAGAGUUUGAUGACUACUUUGACAUCUGCGUCGCUGGCUACCCCACAGGCCACCCUGAAGCAGAGAGCUAUGAAGCUGAUCUCAGGCACCUGAAGGAGAAAGUGGAUGCUGGAGCAGACUUUGUCAUCACCCAGCUGUUCUUCAGGCCCGACACUUUCCUCAAGUUCCUGGAUGAUUGCAGAGCCAUUGGCAUCACAUGUCCCAUCUUACCAGGAAUCUUCCCCAUUCAGGGUUACCAGUCUCUGCGUCAGCUUGUCAAGCUCUCCAAGCUUGAGGUCCCAGAGGAGAUCACCCAAGUCAUCGAGCCUAUCAAAGACAACGAUGCUGCUAUCCGUAAUUAUGGGAUACAGCAAGCAGUGGAGAUGUGCCGUGUGCUGCUGGAUAGUGGCAAGGUGCCAGGUGUCCACUUUUACACACUGAACCGUGAAGUUGCGACCAUGGAGGUGCUUCGACAGCUGGGCCUGUGGAUAGAAGACCCCAGGCGGCCUCUGCCCUGGGCAGUGAGCGCCCAUCCCAAACGGAAGGUAGAAGAUGUUCGACCCAUCUUCUGGGCUUCCAGGCCCAAGAGCUACAUCUACAGAACCCAGGACUGGGACGACUUCCCCAAUGGCAGAUGGGGAAAUUCCUCGUCUCCAGCUUUUGGGGAGUUGAAUGAUUAUUACCUGUUCUACCUGAAGAGCAAAUCAUCUAAAGAUGCACUGCUGAAAAUGUGGGGUGAAGAGCUACAAAAUGAGGAGAGCGUCUUCGAAGUCUUUACCUGCUACAUUACAGCUCAGCCAAAUCGCUGCGGACACAAGGUGAUGUGUUUGCCUUGGAAUGACGAGCCUCUGGCCCCAGAGACCAACCUUCUGAAGGAUGAACUGGAGAAAGUGAACAGGCGAGGAGUCCUCACCAUCAAUUCUCAGCCCAACAUCAAUGGCAAACCCUCCACAGACCCCAUUGUGGGCUGGGGACCUCCAGGGGGCUAUGUCUUCCAGAAGGCCUAUCUGGAGUUUUUCACCUCCAGUGAAAAUGUGACCGCUCUUCUUAAAGUACUGAAGAAGUACGAGCCCCGUGUGAAUUAUCACAUUGUUAAUGUGAAUGGCCGUAACCUGACCAACGCCCCUGAAAUGCAACCAAAUGCUGUGACUUGGGGGAUCUUCGCCGGAAGGGAGAUUGUUCAGCCGACUGUAGUGGACCCAGUUAGUUUCAUGUACUGGAAGGAUGAGGCGUUUGCCUUGUGGAUUGAGCAGUGGGGCAAACUCUAUGAAGACGAGUCUCCUUCUCGGAUGAUAAUUAAAUAUAUCCAUGACAAUUACUUCCUCGUCAAUUUGGUGGACAAUGACUUCCCUCUGGAGAACUGCCUGUGGCAAGUCAUCGAUGACAUGUUUGAGCUGCUCGACGCUCCUCCAGAGCUUCACAGUGAAGAAACUGUCUGAAUAAAGUCUUUUUUUUUUUUUUUUUUAAAAAAAAAAAAAAAAACACUAAGAACAGUUGAGUUUUUUUUUUUUUAAAAAUUCCAUUAACGUUACAGAGUAUGAAUAUCAAACUGUAAAGAUGUUUUUAUUGAUUUUUCAAACCUUUGAGUGAAUAGGAAACAAUGAUCAAUGAAAUUGUGCGGUCAUGUUGGCUCCUGAUGAGUAAUGUCACUGUCAGGCAGAUUAACCUGUUUUGUUUUUACGUAUGUGGAGCUGAUCAUUUGUUCAAAGGGAAACUUGUGCUAAACAACUAAACCUCCAAACGAUGGCCUCAGAACAUGAAUUGUGAACAUUUCACUUUUACUCUUACAAAGAGUUCAGAUGGCCUACAUGUAAGAAUGAGCAUUAAUGUGUUAUUAUAGGUGAGAACCUAGUGUAGUGAUCAAAUAUAUGUAAGAUGUGUGCAAAUCUUACACCUUAUGAUGAACUUGAUGUCAUGACAAGAGUCACACUUAAAGCACCUGCUGCCUUAUGUACAUGAUUAAUAAUACUUAUUAAAUACUUUUCCUUCACUUA
Molecule: messenger RNA, 3200 nt
Organism: Maylandia zebra (zebra mbuna)
Lineage: Eukaryota; Metazoa; Chordata; Actinopteri; Cichliformes; Cichlidae
Gene: mthfr
Product: methylenetetrahydrofolate reductase (NAD(P)H)
Biological process (GO): tetrahydrofolate interconversion
Cellular component (GO): cytosol
Molecular function (GO): methylenetetrahydrofolate reductase [NAD(P)H] activity; FAD binding
Source: RefSeq, a predicted model, not a curated record